AUGGCUCUUGAGAUGGUAAAGGAUGCAUAUAUACAUACUGUCGGGGCCACCGAGUUGGGUGACGGCAUCUACAAAGCGUUGGUGGAGCUCAACAGUCCAUCUGAGGCGGGGUUUGGGGUCGGUGGUGAGGACAAGGCCGCCCGAGUCAGGCUGAACUACACACAUAUUGGGAUGGCGAUGAGAGGGACAAUUGCGGUGCGCAGAUGGGAGAGAAUAGGGUGCGGAUAUCAUAUAUCAUAUGUAGAGGAGAAGAACGAGACAUCGCUGCCUCAAGGGCACGUCUCAAGUGAGGAGCCCGGGGGACACAGCAGUUGGGGGCGCGUGAAAUACAUCCGCGGGCGGUAUAAAAGAGUCCCCCGAAAGCCCCGGCACAUCAAACACAACGUCCCGUAUCCGCCAAAUCUCCUCCAUCCGUGUCCUCGUGUGCUCGGCCGACGUCUCCCCGAACCGGAACACGGUGGCCACCGUGCGCCCUCCGUGGGCAAUAAGGACACCGUCCACGUCAAGAUACUCCCCAAUUCCGCUCCCAAUUGUCGUCUCCCAAUAAACGGCAUCGUCUGUGGAGUGGACCCGCGUAAGGUGCGAGUCCUCCAUGUACACGAGGAGGCCACUGCGCUGGCUGAAGUAACCGUAGAGCACGUGCCGUAUUACCUCGGCGGGGCCCUCGCUACGCUCUGCCACUGCACAUCGGUCGGCCGCUACCUUGAGGACGAAGCAGUCGUCGUCUCCGAUCCGCUUCUCGCCCAAGCAUUGGGCCUUUGCGAAUAG
Striga asiatica is the source of this 768-nucleotide messenger RNA. Lineage: Eukaryota; Viridiplantae; Streptophyta; Magnoliopsida; Lamiales; Orobanchaceae. The record is from the annotation of a GenBank genome assembly.